Messenger RNA from Podarcis lilfordi (Lilford's wall lizard), 14039 nucleotides. Lineage: Eukaryota; Metazoa; Chordata; Lepidosauria; Squamata; Lacertidae. The record is from the annotation of a GenBank genome assembly.
AUGCAGAAGAUCAACAUAUUUCCCUUCAAGAGAGAACCUAGAGAAGGUGAUCUCUUUACUCGCCCUCCCACUAAGCUGCCACAGCUGGAAAUGCAUCCUGCGAGAGGAAGAGCAUCCACCAUAGCUAAUAAGGCAGCAGGAACUGUAGUCUGUGUCAGUAUGAGAAAAAGAAGGAAUGCUGUUGUUGGUGUGUUUGUCAGGAAGCAGGGAGGGAGCGAGCAGCAGGGCUGCCAAGUGUCUGCUAGAGGGAGCCACAGGCAACCAGAGCCUGAUCUCUCCACCAGCAUAGUACAAUUUCGCCAUAGCACGCCUGUAUAGUUUCCCAUCUGAAGCUCUCAACCAACGCUAGAACACACACAUACAUAGCUGAUUAUAAAUACUGUAGUUCUGGCCUUGCUUACACUUCCAUUUGAGACUUUAUUUGUAUCGUUCUCAUUAGCUCUUCAUUGUCUUAUAAAAGGGAAUUAGGCGAUUUCGUGGAGGAAGAUAGAUCAGUUCCAGACCCUCCAAGUGCUCCUAUUUUCCAGGGACAGUCCCGGAUUUACAGAAGCCAUCCCAGUUUCUGAUUUGAUCCUGGGAUGUCCCACUUUUCCUUAGGAUGUAUCUAUUUUGGCUGGGUCGGGCUGAUAUUGGAUGGGGGGGCCAACUCCCAUCUCUUGCAGGGGCGCAAUUAGUGCCAGCACCGUCCGUUAAGAGUUUGCGUGUAAUUUUCGACACUUCCCUUUCCAUGGAGACGCAGAUUGCAGCUAUAACAAAGGCAGCAUUUUUUCAUCUCUGCCAAGCUAAGCAGUUGGCUCCUUACCUCUCUCGCCCUGACCUAGCCACUGUGAUCCACGCGACGGUCACCUCCAGGCUGGAUUAUUGUAACUCACUCUACGUGGGGCUGUCCUUGAGACUGACCCAGAAACUCCAGUGGGUACAAAAUGCCACGGCGAGACUCCUUAUGGGGUCCUCGCUGCAGGAUCACAUUCACCCAGUGCUAUACCAGCUGCACUGGCUCCUGAUGGAGUACAGGAUCAGGUUUAAGGUGCUGGUUUUAACCUUUAAAGCCCUAUACAGCCUAGGACCCUCGUACCUACGGGACCGCCUCUCCUGGUAUGUCCCAUGGAGGACCUUACGGUCUUCAAACAAAAACAUAUUGGAGGUCCCAGGCCACAGGGAGGUUAGGCUGGCCUCAACCAGAGCCAGGGCUUUUUUGGCUGUGGCUCCGAUCUGGUGGAACGCUCUGUCACAAAAGACUAGGGCCCUGCAGGACAUCUUUCCACAGGGCCUGCAAGACAGAGCUGUUCCACCAGGCCUUUGGCCAAGGCACAGCCUGACCCCCCUCCUUUGGUAAUCCUCACAGAACUCUAGCCCAAUGGUUGCCAUUAAUUUGAUUUGAACUGAUUUUAUAAUGAAUUGAUUUUAGAAUGCUAUAUUAUUUUACUGUUUUUAGGAGGGCGGGAUAUCAAUAAAUAAAUAAAUAAUUUUCAGCGGAGAAAUUUUGGAGGGUAUGGAGUUAUGUGACCCCGGAGAUAAGUAACUAUACAACCUUUAGAAGACAUCAGAAGGAAGUACAGUGGUAUCUCGGGUUAAGUACUUAAUUCGUUCCGGAGGUCUGUUCUUAAGAGGAAACUGUUCUUAACCUGAAGCACCACUUUAGCUAAUGGGGCCUCCUGCUGCCGCCGCCGCUGCUGCACAAUUUCUGUUCUCAUCCUAAAGCAAAGUUCUUAACCCAAGGUACUAUUUCUGGGUUAGCGGAGUCUGUAACCUGAAGCAUAUGUAACCCGAGGUACCACUGUAUAGGCAAGUUCUUUUUAAUGUUUAAUUCUUUAUUGUUUUUAUAUAUGUUGGAAGCUGCCCAGAGUAGCUGGGGCAACCCAGUCAGAUGAGUGGGGUAUAAACAAUAAAAUAAAAUAAUAAAAUGGGGGUUGGACUAGAUGACCCUCAAGGUCCCUUCCAACUCAACAAUUCUAUGAUUCUAAGCACAAGGGAAGCCCCACAGAGUUUCGUUUUUGUUUGUUACCAUGUUGUGUAUUUUUUGUGUUUUUAUAUUGUAAACUACCCUGUGAUUCUCAGGUGAAGGGCAGUGUAAAAAAUUUAUAAACAAAUAAAAAUAAUGCAAGUAACCAAUGCAUGGAUUACUGUGGCCAGAAUGUAAAUAUAUACAUAUAUAAGCACCCCCACCCAGUCUCAUUUCUCCCACAGGAGAUGUCUAUGUUCCCUAAAAUGAUAUUAAUAAAAAUAUUUUUUCUUAUACUGUAUUUAUAUUAUUAAUGCAUUAUUUCUGAGUAGUAGCCGCACCAGCAGGAUUUCCUGAGCCCCUCCUGCCCCCUCUCUUGCCAAGUCCUUUGCCCCGCCCACUCCCCCCACGCAAAAAAAUGGGGCGGGCAAAAGUCUUCCCCUUUUUCAACUCUCCCCCGCUGCCAACCACCCACUGACUCCACCGCUCACCCUGCCUUCUGACCAAUCAGCGAGCGGGUGACAAAUAUGCAAAUACAACCUCCCUCCUCUCUUACCUUAUACCACCCGUAACCAACCACCACCUCCCAACCGCCAACAGACAUACACGCGAGCCCUCCUCCCCCGAAAAAAGAAGAAGAAGAAGAAUUAAGUGUCCCCUCCCCGGGUUGGCUGGGGUCGCGGAGCAGGCGGUUGGCGGCGCGCGCGCGGCUUCCCUCUCCCUCUCUGCCCCUGUCACUUCCCCUAGUGAGAGGGAAGGCGCGCGCGAACUAGAGAGAGAGAGAGAGUCCGUGAGGAGAGAGGAGAGGGAGGGAGGGGGAGCGGGAGGCGAGGGCGGCUCCGCCAAUAGGCUAUUGGCGGGCGACGACGAGAAAGGGAAAGGGGAGGGGACGGGGGAGUCUCGGGGUGAGCAGGGAGAGGGCGGGGGCAGGGAGCGAAUCACGCCGCGUCGCGCCCCGCCCCCCUUUCCCCUCAGCCACCGCCGCCGCCGCGCCACCUCCUUGCCUCAGGCAGGGCCUUUGCCAGCCUGCCAGCCACCCGCCCUCCUCCUCAGGCUCAGCCACCGCCACCGGGUAAGCGCUUCCUUCUCUUGCCCUCCCUCAGGCAAGGAGGCGCUGAGGGAAGGAGAAAGCCCGGGUGGGCGGGAAAAAUUAGGCGGGGUGGGUGGUGGUGGUGGGGUGGGGUGGGAGAGAAAUGGGGGGAUUCCCUGAGGAAGAGGGGAGUGGCCGCCUCCUCGCCCACUGCUGCCGCCGCCACCGCCUUCUCCCUUGUGCCACCCUUAACCACAUGGAGGAGGAGGACCGCGAGUCCUCUCAGGCGGUGGCCGCCGCCGGGGUCGAGCUGUCAAGCCGAGGCGGGCGUGGGGCAUCGCCUCAGACGCCACCUCUUUCACACGCGCGCGCGCGCAAAAGGGAGAGAGAGGGCGAGGGAGGCUGCCCUGGCGGGCUUGGUGAGUACGUGAGAAGCCGAGGGCCUGCCGUGCCUUGCCCUUCCGACACGCACACCCUCACCCUCAUCCAUCUCCAGGGACCGACGCGGCCAGCCUGAGCCCUCUUGCUGCUCCCACUCUGCGUUCACACGAGGAGGAGGAAAGGCGCAGCUUGGGCCUUGCUGCUGCUGCCGCCGCCGCCGCCGCCUCUCUGUCACACCUUCUCUAGCUGUCUUUCCCUCGCUCUCUCUUCCACCUCUUUCUUUCCCCGCGUCCUUUCUUUGCUCUUCCCUCCUACCAACCCCCUUCUGCCUUCAGUGCUUUCUUCCUUCACCAGUUUUUAGCCCAAGACUGUUUAGGGAAGGAAGUCCUUUUACUUGUUGGAAGUGGGGGGGGGGGAUUAAUGAGCAAUGAUUGCAACCCUCUUAUGCCACACAGACUCUCCAUUCUUCUUUGAGUUAUCCCUGGCUUUACCUCCAUAUAUAUAUAGUCAGGUGUAUAUUGCCUACAGCAUACCUAUAUAGUGCCAUAUAGUGCUAUUAUAGCAGUAUCCCUCUGAAUACCAGUUGCUGGGGAUUAGGAGCUGGAAAAUGUUAUUGCCCUUAUGUGCUGCUUGUGGGCUUCCUGUGGCCACCAUGAGAACAGAGUGCUGGACUAGAUGCAAGGCUAAAUAAGGCCUAAAUAAGGCCUCCGGUCUGUUCCAUCAGGGCACUUCUUACCAGUGUAUAGGGUAGUAAUGACAAAAGAAAAAUAUCCAGUUGCACCUUAGAGACCAACUGGAAGGAUUUUUUAAAUUUUGUUUCGACUACAGCUACCUACCUGUAACUAGGGUAGUAAUGAGCACAGAUCACCACCCACCCAAUAUAUAUAUGUGUGUGUGUGUACACAUAGGGGGUGUAAAUGGUGGGCAUGUGCUUCACAUCAAAUUUGGUGAGGUGCUUUUUUUCCUGAAGUGGGUGUCACAGAACGUCCAAGUUAAAAGGUAGAAUGCCACUAAAUCACAGCUGCUGGGAGAGAGAGAGGGCUGUUACUUUAAUGCCCUGUUUGUGGACCUUUUGGAGGAAUCUGAUUAGCCACUGGGAAACAGGUGCUGAUCUAGAUGGGCUACUUUAAUGUUUCUGCAGGGAUAUGUUUUGCAUGGUGAGGAGGUCAUUAGGGUGGUUUGAAGUAGCUUUUUAAUCACCACCCCACUUUCCAACAGGUUUGAGAGCAAGGUAUACUUCUCUGUUGGCCUUGGAUGUAGUUGGCUGCCUGCUACAUUGGUUGGCAAACAUUGUCCACUGGUCAUAUCUCCAGAUCAGAAAGUCGUAUAUGCAUUUUACAUACUCUCACAUGGUCUUUGGUGCCACCUUCUACUACUGGUAAAUUGGCAACUCUUCUCUAUAAAAUGUAUUUACUAUCUUCUGCUUGUCAGGAACUGGUUGUCACCUGGUACUCCAGUCUCUAACACAAGACCCACUUCCAAGAACCCAUGCAGUCAAGAGGAGGGGCUGACUGAUAAAGGGGCAGAGCUCAUGCUUAAGGGUUGAAGCCAUGCACCCCAGGAGGAAAUGGAAUGUUAAGGAAAAUGCUGUGUUUAAGGUGUGCUUUUUCUUGUGCUUUUGAAUCCUCUGCCACCAAGCAGCUUCACUUUACACAUUGUGCUCCAUGACCUGUUCACCUACCUUCUUCCUUGCCAACCCAGCACUUUGAUGUCAUUGUACAAAGGAGGAGACAAGCACCUGGAGAGCCUCUGCCCAGUCCUGGUGGGAUAUGCAGCUAUUGCUACCCCCAUUCUCCUGUCUCUCAUGACUUGGAGCCAAGCAUAGGGAUAUGGGGAUACAGCAUCAGAACAAAUGGGAAGAGCCCUUUGGGCAUGUACAUUGUGCCACACUCAGGCUUGCACUGUGCGAAGGGACAGUAGAGCUGCAGAGGGAGACACAGCUACCAAAUAUACCCAUGGAGUUACAUUUUAGCUUAAAAGUGGUCACUCUCUCUUACAUCUCUUUUCCUUCUGAGUGUGUGCUGUUCCACCCACUGUAUUCUCCCUGCAGACAAAUAAUUGAAGGAGGAACAGCUUUUCAGUAGUGCAUGCUCCAAGCAGGAGGAGGCUGCUUCUCUUCACAAAACAAAACAGCAGUGGCAUCUCUGCCAGGACCAUCCUGAGAUUGGACCUCCAGCCCUGAGCCACCUGUUGAGGGCCAGUGUGCUAUUGUAAUAGAAAGGUGGUCAAAAGGUGGAAAAGUUACUUACAGCUUGCUGGAAAGUUGGGAUAAAUGCAUGUUGAUUUCAGUUGGGGGGGGGGGGACCAGAAGUGUAGAAAUUUAGUAUUGGAUCACAAUGUAGCAAGUAGAGUUGAGACCAGUGUGGUUGGGAAUGUUAACAAAAAGUUAGAAGAAACUUAUCAGAAUGAAAGUAGCAGCCCCAGUGCUCAUUUUUAUUUUGAGAAUUGUACUGGAAUUGCUUUAGCACUAGAUGGUAGAAGUAGUGCAAGUAAAUGAGUGCAUAAUAACCUUUGGCUAAAAUCGUGUAAAAACAUAUUAAUUUAUAUAUUCUUUAACAGUGCUUUACCAUAUUUUUAUUGAAUAUGACCAUAGUCUGAUAAGAUUGGAUCAUUAUUUUUACAGAUGGGGAAAGCUGGUGUAACCUGGCAUUUCUGAACUGAAAUUUGAAUUCAGGCCCAGGUGCAGCACACUGCUCCAUGAAUCAUCUAAUCAGAUAAAAAGUUGAGGGAGUAUGUGGGAGUAAAGUGUAAUAACAUACUGUUUGGAUGGCACUGUCUUCUGCUAAUGAGGAAGCAGGGAUAAUGAAGUUGCUUAUGCCAUUUGAUAAAGGUCUGUUAUGUAGACCAAAUAAAAGGAUGAGGUAUAUACUCUUCAUCAUAUAGACAUUUCUGUUGAUGGAGGUUAUUUAAUUGGAGUAAUGUAGGGAUUCCAGACUGUAAUCCUCAUGUGCUAGAUACUGACAAAAUUUAAAGGGCUUGGAAUGUGAGUGGUUUUCCAUCUGUAGCAUUAGUGUAGUGAAAGUAAAAGUAGUUGGCUGGUAUCUAUUGGCCAAUAUUUGAAAAGUCUGAAAGUUGAUUGUCCUUGAGAAAGGUUGGUGAAUAUUGAAUAAAUUUUCUAGAGAUUCAAAAUCCAGGGCAGUCAUGUUUAUCUUUCCCAAGAACCUUCUUGUAUUGCUGCUUUGUAGCUCCACCUGUUGCCUCGUGUCUUUUUCUUAAUUAUCUUAGGUUAUAGGGUUUACGGACAGUUAAACAUUGAUAUUUCUGACACUAUGUCUUGUAUGUUUUCUUUAAGCGGUAGAUUAAACUUUUGCAUGUGGUUACAAUACCACAAAUAAUAUCUCAAUCAGAUGCAUCCAUAGGAACAUCUUAUCCAGAAGAGGGACUGGAAUUUUCCUUCUGGUCAGCAUGUAGCUGCUUCCAAUAAUAACCACAUUGAUACUGAUAUUCUUUCUCAUUUUAAAUAUGUGGAAAGUACAGAAAUGAUCAUUCUCAUGAAAUUAAUAGGGAAUGAAAAUACACAUUGACAAAAACUCUGUUUAGAAACUUAGUUUGUGACUAUUGGCCUGCCAUUUGUAUUGAUAUCUCAUAAAUGAAAGAACUAUCAGUAGUGUAUAUUGCAUGUUGUUACAUUAAUGCUUGGUAUAGAAAGGAAAACUAGACAGAUUCACACAUUUUUGAAAUAUAUAUUGUGUUCAGUAGCUUUUUUGUACAAAAUAGUGUAAUAGACUGUUUUAUUGCUAUUAAUCAAUAUAGAAGUGAGACUUUGCAACUAAAGGGCCUCCCUGUGCUAUAAGAGGAGUUCUUCUGUUCAGUGUGCCAUUGAACCUCAAAUAGGAACCUUGUAGUUCAGGUCUCUCAAGGGUGGAUGAUUUUCUUUCAGUCAAACCUCAGCAUUUCAUUGCUAUAUGGGUGGUAGGGUUUUGUAGAGUGGAAAAGGGAAUACAUGUCAUUUCCCUAUUUCCUGCCCUCUCCAAGAUACCUGCAAUAAGCUGUCAGGGGCUUGAGCAGGCUAGUUUCUUCUCCUGCCCUUCAGUCCCCCUUGCCCCACCCCCCACCUAGCCCAUAGUCAACUGAAACCCUAAUACUUAAGUGUCUCUAUCUGCCAUAGACUUUACUGAAACUCACAUAUUUUGCUUGGCCUCUGCUUUCAGUUCAGACUCUCUUCUCCCCCUGGACAGAAAUAAGAGCUGCCUAUAGAAAGCAGUGGUGAAAUCUAGGAUUUUUGGGCAGCAUUAUGUGUCUGCUUUCUCCAAACAAAUAAAAUGUGGUAGCCAAGACAGGAAUUCCUAUGUUUGCCAUAUAGUGUGAACCUGGAAGUUCCAUCUGCAGACAAGGAACUGACUUACUCUAGUAUUUCUAAUACAGUGGUACCUCGGGUUACAUACGCUUCAGGUUACAGACUCCACUAACCCAGAAAUAUUACUUCGGGUUAAGAACUUUGCUUCAGGAUGAGAACAGAAAUCGUGCAACGGCAGCUCAGCAGCAGCUGGAGGCCCCAUUAGCUAAAGUGGUGCUUCAGGUUAAGAACAGUUUCAGUUUAAGAACGGACCUCCAGAACGAAUUAACUCUUAACCCAAGGUACCACUGUAUAAAUAGGCCAAGCUAUCAUCAAAAUACUGUACCUGAAAGCUCAUGGGUUCUUGUUGGUCAGGUUUGGGUAGUUGUUGUUGAUUUAAAACAUUAUUUUAAUUUAUAUUUGCAAAUUUGCAACGGGAGCUCACCCUGUCAUGGGGAUUCAAACCACCGACUUUCUGAUCCGCAGAAGAGGCUCAGUGGUUUACACCACAGCACUAAUUGGGAGGGGAAGGCUAUUGCUUGAACUCAGAGUUUGUAGAAUAUUUAUUUUUCUGAUACCUGAAAAAAUUGAAGAAAGAAAACUUGAUAUAAGGAGUACUGUAUUUCUGUGAUGUAAUUAUGUUUAGGUUCAAGUCUUAGGAUUGCACCCUUAGGGAAUCUGCCCUUUGAUGUAAGGGUUCUUCUUAAUAAAAGUCUGUUCAUGUUUUGUAAAGUAAGUAGCACACUGCACAUGCUAUUUUAAAUACACAAAAUUUCAAUGGCUUUCCUUUCAUUGCUUGUUAUGAAAUACUUCCAUCUCUAUAUCCCUGUUUUGUAAAAGGUCUUAAGAAAACAUAUCUGUUUUUUAGACCUUGGGUCAGAUUGUAUAGAAGACAGAUGAGUGCCAACAAUUUCUCAGUCUCUUAGGAGUUGGAUGGCAUUAUGUUUUCCUCUUUUUAAAAAAGCUUUUUUUUCUCAAGUGACAGAUGUUUGAAUACAAGAAUUCUGAGUGAUUUCUUAAGGGUUUAUCAACUGACUUGGUUUUGGAAUCAAAGUUGAAGUGAGUGUAGAGCCUGCCAUUUCCCCCCAUCCAGGAGUCAGAUUAAAAUCUCCCCUGACUAUCCACAACAGAAGCCUAAAUUUUCUGUUGGUGGCAGUAAUUCUAGGAUACUUUGCUAAUGGUCAGUUCAUGUGCACUUGAAAAAAUACUUGGUAGGUGGAAAUAAUUUGAACCAUUGGAAACCUUUACCUAGCAUUCUUAUUGUGUGUUAGAAUAUUAGUCUCCAACUUGUUUAGCUUUUCUGUAGCUAAUUUUGCAUUGGGGGUAACAUUCAUGCUGAAGAACCAGUACUCACUGGCUUAAAAUGUAAAUUGUAACUAAUUAUACCAUAAGCAACAUGUUAAAUAAAUGCAUCUCCUAUUCCACUUGGAAACUUUACAUUUAAGUGUGGUAAGAAAAUGAUUUUAUAGCCUGUAUGUAAUUAGCAUGUAGUAUAUAAUGAGUGAAUGUGUCUGGUUUGGAAGUAACAGGGAGGAAACAUACAUGAGGAAUAGCUCAGUUGGUAGAGUGUGAGACUCUUAAUCUCAGUGUCUUGGGUUCAAGCCCCACAUUGGGAGAAAAUUCUUGCAUUGCAGGGGGUUGAACUAGAUGAUCCUCAUGGUCCCAAGGUCUAGGAUUCUAUAUCUAAACGAUUUAAAACUCAAAUGGAUUACAGGGCUAAACUGCCCACGCAGCAGAUGCCAUUAGGGCCAAUUAUAAUUUCCCCCAAAUAUUCCAGUUGUAAAAUCAUCAUCAGUGAUUCAUUUUAUUCCACAAUAAAUUGAAUAUUGACAUGUUCCUCCCCCCCCCCCCCAUAAUUUGGGAAAAGUUGACUAGGAAAAAAUGUAGACUCUCUUACUGUUUAUCUUAACUGCCAGAUAAGUAGAAUGUGAGUGAAUCAGGAAGAAUGUUUCUUUGCUACAACAGCUUCCAAACUGGCACAGUGAAAGGUGAUGGGAUGGGCCUUUUGCUGUCACAUGACGACAGGAGGGCUAGCUCUGGGUCCAACGGAUUUUGCACUUGGCCAGGUCCACCUCUCUGCUCUGGAGGAUACCUCUAUCUGCCAGCAGAAGCUUCCCACUAGCCAGGUGCACUGGAGCAUUCUGAUAGAGCUGCACAGAGGGGAAUCUCCACCUCAUUCAAACCCCAUUCAGCAUGGUAGAUCCAGGAUUUAGAAUGCUAAGUAAGAACCUUCCAAAAUUACUAGAAAAUAAAAGUUUGUAUGAAAACUUCUAGCCACAACUUGUGGAAAUAAAGGAAGGAAGCUGGCUCUUAACGUUUUAGAAUACCAUAUGUAGACAACUUUACAAGCCUUUCUGUUUUGUUCUGGAAAUGCUACAAACAAUAUUUCAUUCAGUAACAAAUAAGGUAACAAUCUUUCUUUACCAGUAAGCUUGCAAGUAUAAUGUUAUAGAAACCCUUGUCUUGGUUUCUGAAAAACUUACAUAUAUCAUUUAAGAAAAGACCUUCUGAGUCAGAUCACUGGUCAGUUUGUUUCUACUUGUAGCUGUAGCCUUAGAUUAAGUUUCUAACAGUGCAAGACACUUUGAAUAUUUUUAUCUCAACUGACAGCUAAUGUUGGGGGAGUCAUUGAGGUUCAUUUCAUCAGUUAAUUUCUUAUAGUUUUAAACAUCUUAAAUAUAAUGUUGUCAAUAUGUCAGCAGAGUGAGUCUCACAUUCCUGUAUUUUCCACUGGGGGUGGAAAUAGAAGUAAUGCUGAUUUACAAAACUGUCUUAGGAGUCAGAAACCUUCCAAAAUUUGGUUGAAAAAAUAAUAAUUAUAAAAAUACUACCAAUAUAAUCAUUAAACUUAAUAAAACAGUAAAAAAAGCCUAUAUCCAGUUGUUAUUUAUUAAAAGCUUGAACCAAUAAAAAAACAGUUAAGCAAAGCAGAAGAAAGCAUUCCAGGACCAGGGUACCGCUCCAGAAAAGGCUGUUUCGUUGGUUGCCACCUGUCCAACCUUUGAAGGCACAAGAAUCUCUCUCUCUCUCUCUGACUCAUCUGCCUUUAUUCAGUAAAUAAUUAUCAUUGAAAAAUAUUGAUUUGACAGAAUUGGAAAAUAUUGUUUGCACCAGAAGCUAAUAGCCAGGUAUAUUUUUUUGCUAUCAUAUGUAGGCAGUACAUCCUGAGUAUUUUGAGGACUAAGCAUUUGACUUAGUAUUACUAAGUAUGGUGUAGGUCUUGGAGAAAUUUUGUCCAAAGCACUUGUAUUCAUGCAUGUAUUAUGUAUCUCUUGUAUUUUGUGGAGGGAAGAGGAGAGGAAAAUUUGGCCUCUGAAUUUCCAAAUAUUUUAUAAUUUCCUGUUCAUAUAAACCAACUUUGUUAUCAUUUCUGAGUGUGUUCAAAUAAUUGUCUAUGAUCCUUGCUUUGUUAAGAAAAGUUUCUCACUCUUCUCAGACACAGAAAUGGGGGAAAUAAUGGGUCCUAAUUAAAGAGCUUGGAAUUAGAGGACAGCUUAAGGCAUAUAAUGAAUGUCAUGUUAAAAUAUUUACAGAUAAAUAUAGAUCAUAGUAUAAGCAGAAAUGUAAAUUGUAGUUAUAUAUUUUUCUUGAGAACUUCAAAUAAAUAUUCCUGAGGUUGUAAUGCAUACAUACAUGAUCAAUGUUUGAUAUUAAAUAUAUGUGUAUACACACACAUUUAUCUGACUAGCAUGUUAUGUAUUUUGCAUAUCACCUCAGAAAUACUUAUUAAAAAGGCUACAAGGUUAUUUGCAGACUGUUAGCUGUUUUUGUCUUGCAGAUUGGUUAUGUGGUGGCUCUAUCUUAACCUUCAUAAUAAUCUGGGUUUUCCCCUUUUUUCUUUCCCAGUUCUUCUGCUGUACUGACAGUAUUGCUACAAGGAAGUAUUUGUGAUUGACCACAAUGUGACACAGUGUAACCCACCAAAGGGAACCAAUUUUUACACCAAAUGGUAUGGUGAUUGUUCUGAAGCUAGAAUGUAUUUAUCAAGCAUCUGUCUUAGAAUCAUUCAACAAAAUGUAUUAAUUGCUGAGGUGAUUGCAGAUCUAUAUUUUAACUCUAGUAAUGUUGAAUAGUGUGUGCCACAUCUAGGUGGUUAUUUUUAUUUGCUAAAUGACAAGAGGGAGUAGUUUUAAACUGACUGUCUUGGAGAUUUAUGGGUCUUUUUUUAUAAAAAAAAUGAUAUUUAUUGAAAAGAUUUUUUAAAAUUACACAAAAAAAGACAAGACAGAAAUAAAAUAAAAUAAAACCAUCAUUCUCAAAUUCUCCACUUUCAAUACCUUCUUUCUUUGACCUCCUCCUCCUCCCUUUUCUUGUAUCCUGAUUAAUAAUAAUCGCAGCAAAUCCUUUCCAUAAUUCAUAGUAUUCUGUCAUUACAUUACCUUAAUCUAUUUUCAUCUUAUCUUAUAAAACCUUAAAGUUUAAAACUUAAAUCUUAUUUUUACCAACUUCUCCUAACCAUAACAUUCUUACCAAAUUCUUUAGACAUUUUUACAAGAGCCAAGUAAUUUCAUUUCAACAUUUUUCUAACAUUCAUCAAUUUUAUAGAACAAUCCUAAUGAUAAAAAAAAGAAAUAAACAAUCCAAUCUUCAUCCAGCGUCCCUUCCUCCUGGUCCCGGGUUUUGUCAGUCCUUUUUAUCCUAUUAAUCUAGCACAUUAACCUGGAAAUCUUAUAUCCGAGAUUUAUGGGUCUUCAGUAGCCUCUGCCUAAGCAGGUAACCAAACAGUGUCUCAUAGGAACAUAUCUGAUAGAACAUAUAAAUACUGCAUCCCUGACAUAAACCAUGGCUUAUGCACAUGAGGUCAUCUUGUGAACCUUACAGCUGAAUGACAUGUCUUCCUUGAUUACAAGAAGAGGCUCUGGGACAGUAUUUCCCUGUAAUUUCUGAUAAAGGUAUGAGUUGGACAGAAAAUAUAUGCUAAAAAUUUUUUGUAGUUUGAUUAAUUCAUCACAUUCUUUUAUGAUUUUAUAUGUUAUAUUGGCUUAACACCAAAUCUGUUAUUAUGCAUGUUACUACUAUGGAAAUUCCAAAUCUGCGGUUCUACAGCUCCUAUUUUGGAAAUAAGUUGUUUGCUGUCAAUAUGGUUAAAAAAUAAAUUAAAAAACUUUUUUUAAAAGAAAAAUAAAGUAGUUUAAUUAGUUGCUACUUUGUAUGACCCUGCUGCACGAGGACAGCCAGGAUCCCUAAGUGUUACUAUUAAAAUAAAUUGUCAUCAAGGCUGUGAAACAUAGGGCUUAGAAGGAAGGAUGAAUCCUGAGAAGUGCAAGCAGGGUGCAAGCACUCUUGCAGUGUGGCUUCCCAACUCCCUCUUCUCCACUGCAGUUAUCUGCAACCCUGAAAAUUCAUUCAUGAGGUUUGGGGGACUCUCUUCACUCAUACACAGAUUCUCCCCACCCACCCCAACUCCAAUCCCUUUAAAGAAGGGGAAUCUGUAGUGCUCCAUAUAUUGUUGGAUUCCAGUGUCCUUACUGGCUGGAACUGAUGGGAGUUAAGCAACAUAUGUUGGGGCCAGAUGUUUCUCUUCCCUGCUUUACAGCAUUGACCAUGGUACAGCAUUAUUUGGCAUUAAUGCCAACCAUGGUUAAUUUUAACCAGAAUGUGCAAACUUUAAUCCUUCUUUAAAAUUCAUGGGAGGAAGUUCAUAAAACCAAAGGGUACUCUCAAUCUCAUAACCUCUCCUUUUUUUAUUUUAUUUAAAUAUUGGUUAAUUUUGUAACCUCAUUGUUACAAAUACAGUGGAACCUCUACUUACAGAUGUAAUCAGUUCUGGAGGUCCAUCCAUAAGUCAAUCCGGGUCACUGGUAGACGUGCCGUUGUGCGCAGGCGCAAUUGGCAGCAGCGCACUUCUGUGCAUGUGUAGACAGCGGCGGCUGCAUCUACACAUGCGGAAACAGCGGAAGCUGCUUCUGCGCAUCUGCGAAUCACGGCAAACCCGGUAUUUACUUCCAGGUUUGCCACGGUCGCAACUUGGAUCAGGCCCAACUAGAGGCGGUCAUAAGUAGAGGUUCUACUGUAUGGAUUUUUCAGGAGACUGCAUUUUUAAAAAUUAAAAUUUAAGUAUUUACUUAUUUGAGGUUUGUGGUGACAGGACAUGUGCCAUCAUUGAGACCGACUGAAGUACAGCUGUUCAACCAGUGCAAUAAUGAUAAAAUGGGAUGAUGCACUAGCACACAAGUUCUUGUUUUCUUUUGUUUUGAUCUGAGUGAGUCUGUUGUCAGUUAUAGUUCAUAUUUGUACUUGUGGAAUGUUUAGUUUGGGCAUCCAGUUUUUCUACUUUUAGGCUGUGAUGUAUUUCAGAUAGCAUUCCUAAGCAAGUAUAUGGUAUUUGAAGUCAACUGAAGCAAGCAAUUAGUUUGAAAAUUUGUGUUUUUCUUUAAUACAGUACUGUAAUUUGUCUUUCAGAUCACUAA